Molecule: messenger RNA, 405 nt
Organism: Fomitopsis serialis
Lineage: Eukaryota; Fungi; Basidiomycota; Agaricomycetes; Polyporales; Fomitopsidaceae
Product: translation machinery-associated protein 16
Exons: 3
Coding region: 1-405 (134 amino acids)
Cellular component (GO): nucleus
Source: RefSeq, a predicted model, not a curated record
AUGGCACCCCCAAAGACAGGAAAGAAGGCGGCUACGCAGAAAAAGGAGAAGCUCUUCCAUCCCCAGUCCCGGAAGGCGGAGCAGUUAAUCCGAGUGCAGCACCGCAAAACGAAGCUCGCAGACCAGGCCAAGGCCAGGUUGGACAAACAAAAGAUCCAAGCGGAUAUAUUCUCGUUCUUCUACCACGCCUUGCCUGCGGAAGGUGUCUUGUCGUUGGAGAGUUUGCACACAAUUGUCCGGGACGUCUGGAUUAAGCGAUUUGAUGAAGACCUGGAGGAGGAGAGGAAGUCUCGCCGGAAGGGUCGACCAAAGAGCACCCGCGAGCAGAAGCUGGAGGAACUCCAGUCGCAGGAGGCCGAGCUCUAUCGCACAGGAAUGGAGGUUCUUGACCUCACUGAUCCCUGA